Selaginella moellendorffii is the source of this 3252-nucleotide messenger RNA. RefSeq names its product pentatricopeptide repeat-containing protein At2g33680-like. The transcript is spliced from 2 exons. The record is from RefSeq and is a predicted model, not a curated record. Gene Ontology annotation, molecular function: RNA binding; protein binding. Lineage: Eukaryota; Viridiplantae; Streptophyta; Lycopodiopsida; Selaginellales; Selaginellaceae. Gene Ontology annotation, biological process: RNA modification. The coding region runs from base 1 to 3252 and encodes 1083 amino acids.
AUGCACAACGACAUGGUUUCUUGGACAUCUUCGAUAUGCAGCGACCCACGAGGAAGAAUUGGCUUUGGAGUCUUCUUGGCUACGGAGUUGGAUGUAUGCACUCCCAAUGCUCGGACUUACUGCUCGCUCGAUCUCCCGCUGAUGUUUUCGUGCACCACGUCUAGCACAUCCACGUGCUUUCAUUCUAAACCCUGCUUGGCCGAGAAAGAGAAGAAAGUCGGUGGAAGAGUUGUGAAGUCUGUCUUGCAAUGGGAGAUCAUGAUUCAUUCUCAAUUUCUGGAUGAGCGAGUUGACAUGUUCGUUGCGAGCUUGCUGGUGAAUUUUUACGUCAAGUUGGCGCAAGAAUGCUCCACAAGAAUGGCUUUGGAUGAGCUCUCGCGGAGGCGGUCAUUUGGGCGCUUGUGGCCGCCAAGAAUGCGAUGCCACAUCCAUCGCAAAUCGCGCUGGCGAGACCUCAUGGGUACGUUGGUUCGCCUCUAUCGCGAGGAAGAAGAAGAAGCAUCUCUGGAGGUUCUAAUGGCGGCGAUCAAGGCUUGCAGUAGCGGCUCAAUCAGAGAGCUCAACGCCGGAAAGAGGAUUCAUUCCGACGUUCUCGGCGGCAGUGAUGGCUGCUGCUCCAGCGUCUUCGUCGCCAACUCGUUGAUCAACUUGUAUGCCAAAUGCGGCGGCCUGGUGGAUGCUAUGGCAGUGUUUGAGGCAAUGCCGGAGCGCACCAUCGUCUCCUGGAACGCUCUCGUGCUGGCAUUUGCGCUGAACUCGCAUGAAACGCUAGCUCUCGAGUCCAUCUCAAGGAUCCGGCAAGAGGGACUGAAACCCAAUGCUCGAACUUUCGUGGCUGGAUUGAAGGCCUGUGCCAGCUUGAGCUCGACGGGUUUGAAGAAAGAGAGAGGGGACGAAGAGGAGCAAGAAGAGGCCCGCCAUGGACGAAAGGCUGUCAUGAUCAAGUUUCUCGAGAAAGGCAUGGUUUUUCACUCUGAAGCUCUGGCUGCCGGGUUGCUCUUGGAUAUCUACGUUGGAAAUGCAUUGAUCGAUAUGUAUUCCAAGUGUGGAAGCUUGCGGGAUGCUCGCAAGGUGUUCGACACCAUGCCUGCUCGAGACGUGGUUUCUUGGACGUCUUUGAUAUGCGGUUACGCUGAGAACCGCGAGGAAGAACUGGCUUUGGGACUCUUCUCGACUAUGGAGUUGGAUGCAUGCGUUCCGAAUGCUCGGACUUACGUUGCUGCUCUCGUGGCCUGCACGAGCUUGGCCGAGAAAGAGAAGAAAGUCGACAGAAGAGUUGCUGUCCUGCAAAGAGGGAUGGCGAUUCACUCUCGAGCCCUGGACGAUGGCUGCGCGUCGGACAUGUUCUUGGCGAGCUCGCUAGUGAAUUUAUACAUCAAGUGUGGAGACCUGGCGGAAGCUCGCAAAGUUUUCGAUCGAAUGCUCCAGAGGGACGUGGUGACUUGGACGUGUUUGAUCCUGGGAUACGCUGAGAAUGGUUUUGGCGAGCUAGCACUUGGAUUGUUCCAGCAAAUGAUGGAGUGUCAGCAGUGUCAACCAAAUGCCAGAACUUAUGUCGCUGCGCUCGUCGCUUGCUCGAGCUUGGCAGCGAAAGAAAUUGGACAGCAAAUCGAUGGAAAGCUCGUAAAGGUGGAGAGCUUGAGGAAGGGAAUGGCUCUUCACUUGGAGAUCUUGAAGAGGAGCUACGAGUCGGAGACUUUCGUGGCAAACACACUGGUCGACAUGUACUCCAAGUGUGGAAGCUUGAUGGACGCCAGGAGAGUCUUUGACAGGAUGCUGGAUCACGACGCUGUGUCCUGGAGCACUAUGAUCCUCGGCUAUGCCGGCAACGACCAGGACGAGACCGCCAUCGAACUCUUCGAGCAAAUUCGAUGCGAAGGAUGCGUUCCCAGUGCUCGGACCUUCAGCUCGGUGCUAGUGGCGGCCUCCAACUUGGCCGCUUCGACGCAAAGCAAUGCUACUCGCGCUUGGUGCCUGGAACUCGGGACGAGGAUCCACGCUCUGGCAGCUCAAAGCUACUGUGACUCGGACACAUUCGUUGCCAACACUUUGAUCGAUCUCUACGUCAAGUGUGGGAGCCUGGAGAGCGCUCGGGCUGUCUUUGAUCGGAUGCUGGAUGGUCGCGACGCUGUAUCGUGGAACACGAUAAUCCUCGGCUAUGCCGAUAACGGACAAGACGAGCUCGCUCUCGAGCUCUUCUCGAGCAUGAUCCAGCGCCAGCACUGCGAGCCGACUGCUCGGACUUUCGUGGCUGCGUUGCAAGCCUGUGCUGGUUUGGCGGUGAGAGAAGAAUCACAGCGAUCCGGGGAUGGAUCCCAGCUCGUGAAAGCGCGCUGCUUGGAGAAGGUGAUGGAGAUCCACGUGCAAGCCCUUGUGUCCGAAUCUUGGGAUGUUUUCGUGGAGAGUGCCAUGAUCAACGCUUACGGGAAGUGUGGCAGCGUUUUGGACGCUCGCAAAGUGUUUGAUAUGAUGGAGUUUCACGACGUUGUCUCGUGGACGGCUCUCAUCCUCAGCUACGUGGAAAACGGCGAGAGUGUCCUCGGCCUGGAGAUCUUCUCUUGGAUGAAGCACAACUCCAUGGUAGCUCCAAACGCUCGGACUUUCGCGGCGGCGCUCAUGGCCGGUGGAAACUUAGCUUGCCUCGAGACUGGCAGGAGCAUCCACGCCGAGAUUUGCCGCGGGGCGAUCGAGACGGACUUGCUGGUGGCGAGCUGCCUGGUGGACCUGUACGGGAAGUGUGGAUCCUCCGGAAACGCCGAGCGGGUCUUCGAGUCGAUCGAGACGGGGUCGGACCCCGUGAUUUGGAGCGCCCUCGUCUCCGUGCACUCGGUCCAAGGCAACACCACUCGGGCUCUUGAGGUUUUCCACGCCAUGAUACGUGAAGGCGUCCAUGCAAACGGCGUCACCUUUCUCUCGCUGCUGGCGGCGUGCAGCCGGGCGGGCAUGGUGGACGCCGGGAAGAGAUGGUUCCGGGCGAUGAUCCAAGUGUACGGGGUGGUGCCCGGGAUCGAGCACCAUCACUGCCUCGUCGACAUGCUGGGUCGCGCGAAUCGUCUCGAGGAGGCACUCAGGCUUGUGGAGACGAUGCCGUACGAUCCCAGCGUUGUGACUUGGACGACGUUGCUGGCGGCGUGUGAGAAGUGGAACAAUGUGGUGAUUGGGAGGAUUGCGUAUGCUGCGUUGCUCAAGCUGGAUGUUACACAAACAUCCACUUACUCGCUCAUGGCAAAGCUAGAAGCAUCAGCCAGCUAA